Anopheles bellator is the source of this 4215-nucleotide messenger RNA. RefSeq names its product chloride channel protein 2 (gene ClC-a). Bases 1 to 3318 code for a protein of 1105 amino acids. The record is from RefSeq and is a predicted model, not a curated record. The transcript has 10 exons. Gene Ontology annotation, molecular function: voltage-gated chloride channel activity. Gene Ontology annotation, biological process: transmembrane transport; chloride transport. Lineage: Eukaryota; Metazoa; Arthropoda; Insecta; Diptera; Culicidae. Gene Ontology annotation, cellular component: membrane.
AUGCAUAUGCCCAUCGAGGAUGAGUACGUGCGGGACUUUUCGUUCGAGCCGGAAAUUAUCCUGCGCCGCAAGGACUCGCUGGACAUCCAGCGCGACAAGUACCACCGCAAGCGACUCCACAGUCGCCGGAAGCGGCUGAAGCAAAGCGCACUGCACGUGCUGGGGAAACACCCGGCCCCGGCCAGCAGCCCCGGCGCUCCGGGGCAGGAGCUGCCAGAGCCGGCACUGAGCCUGUCGGCGGACGCUAGCGAAAGUGAAACGGGCGCAUUGCCGACAAGCCUCUCCCAGGCGACGAUGCCGAUCCGGGUUUCGGUGUUCGAUGAUGCGCGACCCACGCGCGCCCUCGAUGAUCUCGAUCCGGCGGACAAGGACGAAAUUCGCCGUAGCGUAGUGGACAUCGAGAUUGAGGAAUUCUACUACAUGUAUGGUCGCUACACGAAGGACCUAGGAGAGUACGCCAAAGAUGAAGCGCGAAGACUCAGGCUUCUUGAACGAAGAAGAAAAAAAGACGAUAAAGCAAGAAACAAGGAGCUGCUCGGGGUGCGGGACAACAAGUUCUUCAAGGCGGCAUCCUGGCUGUGGCGGAACACGUUCGCCCGGCUCGGCGAGGACUGGGUGUUCCUGGCCCUGCUCGGUAUCAUCAUGGCACUGUUAUCCUACGUGAUGGACAAGGGCAUCUCCAUGUGUACGAACUCCCGUGUGUGGUUGUACCGUGAUCUCACCAACCACCCGGUGGCCCAGUAUCUGGCCUGGGUUUCGCUGCCGGUGUGCCUGAUCCUGUUCUCGGCCGGCUUCGUUCACCUGGUGGCGCCGCAGAGUAUAGGAUCCGGUAUUCCGGAGAUGAAGACUAUCCUGCGCGGGGUCGCGCUGAAGGAGUACCUCACCUUCAAGACGCUGGUCGCGAAAGUGAUCGGCCUGACGGCCACCCUCGGCAGCGGCAUGCCCCUCGGCAAGGAGGGCCCCUUUGUACAUAUAGCUAGUAUAGUAUCGCAGCUGCUAAGUAAGAUCAUAACAUCAUUCCAAUCGAUCUACGAGAAUGAGUCGCGCAACACGGAAAUGCUGGCGGCGGCCUGCGCCGUCGGCGUGGGGGCCUGCUUCGCGGCACCGAUCGGUGGCGUCCUGUUCAGCAUCGAGGUCACGACGACGUACUUCGCGGUGCGCAACUAUUGGCGCGGUUUCUUCGCCGCCGUCUGUGGGGCCACCGUGUUUCGGCUGCUGGCCGUCUGGUUCCAGAAGGCGGACACCGUGACGGCCAUGUUUUCGACCAACUUUACCGCCGACUUUCCCUUCGAUCCGCAGGAGCUGUUCGUGUUUGCAUUGAUUGGACUCGUCUGCGGACUUGGAGGUGCCUUGUACGUGUGGGUUCACCGAAAGUACGUUCUUUUCAUGCGGUCCAACAAGAAGAUGAACAAGUUUUUGCAGAAAAACCGCUUUCUGUAUCCUGGGAUUGUGGCGCUGAUCGUGGCCACUCUAUCGUUCCCGCACGGCCUCGGGAAGUUCAUUGCCGGUGAGCUCAGCACCCACGAUCAGGUCCAUCAGCUGUUCUCCAACUUCACCUGGACCAAACACGAGCUGACCGUCGAGCAGGCGGCCGUCGUUUCGAACUGGCGCACGGCACAUACGGACGUGUUUGCGAACCUCACUUUCUAUUUACUGUACACGUUCUUUAUGUCGAUCAUUGCCUCAACCAUUCCCGUGCCAUCCGGUAUGUUUAUACCGGUGUUCAAAAUCGGCGCCGCCUUCGGGCGGAUAGUCGGCGAAGCGAUGCAUCUCUGGUUCCCGUUUGGGGUUCGGUACGGCGGCAUGCUGGCGCCGAUCAUCCCCGGCGGCUACUCCGUGGUCGGUGCCGCUGCCUUCUCCGGUGCCGUCACGCACACCGUCUCCGUCGGCGUGAUCGUGUUCGAGAUGACGGGCCAAAUUACGCACAUCGUACCGGUGAUGAUAGCGGCCCUCGUUUCGAACGCCGUGGCCGCCCUCCUGCAACCGUCGAUGUACGACAGCAUCAUCCUCAUCAAGAAGCUACCGUACCUGCCCGAUCUGCUGCCAUCUGGGUCCGGCAUGUACAAUAUCUACGUCGAGGAUUUUAUGCUGCGCGACGUGCACUACAUCUGGAAGGGAAUCUCGUACCAAAAACUGAAGGACAUCCUAAAGGCGAACAAGGGCCUGCGCAGUCUGCCGAUCGUGGACAGUCCGGACAAUAAGGUGCUGCUCGGCAGCGUGCAGCGCUACGAGCUGAUCAAGAUGAUCGACAAGCACAUCGGGCGCGAGAAACGACUCGAGGUGGCCGCCAAGCUGAUGAAGGAGGCCGAGGAGAAGGCCCGCGAGGAGCAGGAACGGCUGAAGCGCGAAGCGGAAGAGCUCCAGAAGACGCGACGCCCCUCACGUUUCGAAGUCGUUCCCGCGCCGGAUAUUCUGAAGCUGCGGGAACGUGCCAACAACGAAAUGCUGCCACCGCAGGCGCGCCGAGAAUCGAACGCAUCUGCCAGUGGGCCAGUCUUCGGCAGCUUGCAGCCUAAGAAAUCGAUCCUCAAGAAAACGAACUCGUUCACACUGAAGGGCAUGAGCCCGCUGUCCCCGCACAGCCCUGUCCACACGCCGUACACUACCAUUACCGGCACCGAAAGCCGCAUCCGGUCGGCAUUCGAUAUCAUUUUCCGUAAGUCGGCCACCCUCCAAGACGUGGCGCCGGAUCCGGAAAUCGGAUCCAUCGGAACGCCUAGCAUCGUGGGCUCGGAAGUGGCCCCGCUAACGCCCGGCAUCUCGAAGAAGGUGCAGCUGCCGAGGGAGCGUGUGAUCGAUAUGUCCCCCGAGGAUCAGAAGGCGUGGGAGAUGGAGGAGAUGGCCAAGCCGAUCGAUGUCGCGCAUCUGCAUAUCGAUCCGGCACCGUUCCAGCUGGUCGAACGUACUUCCAUCCUGAAGGUACACUCGCUCUUCUCGAUGGUCGGCAUCAACCACGCGUACGUGACCAACGUGGGACGCUUGGAGGGCGUUGUAGCGCUGAAGGAGCUUCGAACGGCCAUCGAAAAUGUCAACAGUGGAACACUGACCCCGGAAUCAGUGAAAGCCAAACAGGAGGAAGAAGCACGUGCCCAAGCCCAGAAAGAAUCGGAAAACAAUAACGGCGUUUCGGUGGACGAUCCGUUGCUCCCGAAGCGGAUCAAUGACGUGUUUAGUGACAAAAAAGUAAAUAGCACAAUCACCUCGAUGGACUCGGCGUUAUCCAACUCGGAUAACUGCUCCGACAUCGAGCUCGAUAACAUUAACAUCCAUCGCAGUGUUUCCUCCAACGAAAGCAAAAAGCCCGGCCAGCAACAGUAGCAAUCGCUGCGUGAUAGCAAUCAGUAGCGAACUACAAUUGGUACAUUUCAAGAAGCGCCAAAAGACACACAUUACACAUUAUCCCUCAUCACGCCGCCAACACUGGCAUUCUCCGCGACAGGAAGUUCGAUCUUGAGUACAUCCUAAAAAAACACACCAAUCCGCGUGGUAUUUAAGGACUUCUUGCCGCGCCGAUGCGCUCAUGCCUCAGUUGUGAAACAAUAGCCACAAAGGACACAUCACGACCCACACACCACGCCACAAAACACACCGCAGAACUUUGGUCCACCGCUCUGAAGAAGGUACACCGUUAUCUUGGAAUGGGUUCUUCAAAGAAUAAUUCCAAGUGACGACCAUGAUUCGAAGGACCGCUAGACCAUCCGCCGAAAGGAGCUACGAAACGCCCAUUCAAUGCUAGUGUUGCAUGAAGUUAAGAUUUCUUUCAAUUGUGAUUAUAUUUUAAGUGUUACGACAACCUUCGGUUCCGUGUGUACUGGAUUAUCAAAUAAUCGAGCCUCUCGGGCACCUUUCGCGCACUCGUAUUUCGUGUUUGAGUGCCAUUUUUACGAUUGUGGAUUCAUCUCUCCCGGUGGUGCUGCUGCCAUUGUGCAUACGACGGAAACGGAACGGAAAAUCUGGAGAUACGGACACGAACAGUCAUUUGAAAAUAAUUGUUUUCCGUUACGAUUUUCAUUAAGUUUGUGAUCCCAUAGCCCGUUUCGCGGUUGCAAAAUGUUAAAUUAUUACGCCACACGACUGAUGCGUUUCUAUUGCGAGAGACAACAGAGGCACACGUGUUUUUGUCGUCGUACGGGCGACUGUAAUUUUAUUUUAUUGUACGUAGGAUUGAGGACCGAAAAUAAAAGAUACACACUGUAACGAACGUACGAAUAGCAA